Messenger RNA from Lemur catta (Ring-tailed lemur), 7151 nucleotides. RefSeq names its product arrestin beta 1 (gene ARRB1). The record is from RefSeq and is a predicted model, not a curated record. The transcript is spliced from 16 exons. Lineage: Eukaryota; Metazoa; Chordata; Mammalia; Primates; Lemuridae. Gene Ontology annotation, molecular function: G protein-coupled receptor binding. Gene Ontology annotation, biological process: visual perception; signal transduction; G protein-coupled receptor internalization. The coding region runs from base 276 to 1532 and encodes 418 amino acids.
CGGCCCUGGGCUCGCCGGGCGGGCGCGCACACGCAGACGCGCACACCCCGACACGCGCACACCCCGCACACUUCCACGCCCCUGGCCGCGGCCCGGGCGCCGCUCGGCUCGGAGCGGCGGGCGGGGACCGGGGGCGGGGGCGGCGGCGGCGGCCGCGGGAGCGGAGGAGGCGGAGCAGGGAGCCGGGAGCUGGCUGGCCCGCGCUCCUCCUGCUGGCCGGGGAUUUUCCAGCCUAGGCGCUGACGCCGCGGACCUCCCUGCGGCCGCCGCGGACCAUGGGCGACAAAGGGACACGAGUGUUCAAGAAGGCCAGCCCGAAUGGAAAGCUCACCGUCUAUCUGGGAAAACGGGACUUUGUGGAUCACAUCGACCUCGUGGACCCUGUGGACGGUGUGGUGCUGGUGGAUCCUGAGUAUCUCAAAGAGAGGAGAGUCUAUGUGACCCUGACCUGCGCCUUCCGCUAUGGCCGGGAGGACCUGGAUGUCCUGGGCCUGACCUUUCGCAAGGACCUAUUCGUGGCCAACGUGCAGUCCUUCCCGCCGGCCCCCGAGGACAAGAAGCCCCUGACACGGCUGCAGGAGCGCCUCAUCAAGAAGCUGGGCGAGCAUGCCUACCCUUUCACCUUUGAGAUCCCUCCAAACCUCCCGUGCUCUGUGACGUUGCAGCCAGGGCCCGAAGACACAGGGAAGGCCUGCGGUGUGGACUACGAGGUCAAAGCCUUCUGCGCAGAGAACCUGGAGGAGAAGAUCCACAAGCGGAAUUCCGUGCGUCUGGUCAUCCGGAAGGUGCAGUAUGCCCCAGAGAGGCCCGGCCCCCAGCCCACAGCUGAGACCACCAGGCAGUUCCUCAUGUCAGACAAGCCCUUGCACCUGGAGGCCUCCCUGGAUAAGGAGAUCUAUUACCACGGAGAACCCAUCAGCGUCAACGUCCAUGUCACCAACAACACCAACAAGACAGUGAAGAAGAUCAAGAUCUCAGUGCGCCAGCAUGCGGACAUCUGCCUUUUCAACACAGCUCAGUACAAGUGCCCUGUGGCCAUGGAAGAGGCUGACGACACGGUGGCACCCAGCUCCACAUUCUGCAAGGUCUACACACUGACCCCCUUCCUGGCCAACAACCGAGAGAAGCGGGGCCUUGCCCUGGAUGGGAAACUCAAGCACGAAGACACGAACCUGGCCUCCAGCACCCUGCUGAGAGAAGGAGCCAACCGCGAGAUCCUGGGCAUCAUUGUGUCCUACAAAGUGAAGGUGAAGCUGGUGGUGUCUAGGGGCGGCCUGUUGGGAGAUCUUGCAUCCAGCGACGUGGCUGUGGAACUGCCCUUCACCCUAAUGCACCCCAAACCCAGAGAGGAACCUCCACAUCGGGAAGUUCCAGAGAACGAGGCGCCAGUAGAUACCAAUCUCAUAGAACUUGACACAAAUGAUGACGACAUUGUAUUUGAGGACUUUGCCCGCCAGAGACUGAAAGGCAUGAAGGACGACAAGGAGGAAGAGGAGGACGGUACCGGCUCUCCACAGCUCAAUGACAGAUAGACAGGGGCCGGCCCUCCCUCCGGGCAGCUCCGGGCCCCUCUCAUGCACUAGGAUGCUUAUUCAUCUUCUUCCCGCCUGGUUUCUCCUCCCUUUGUUCUUCCAGUUUCUACCAGGGGCCCCAGUGGUCUUCCAGGUCACGGUGAUGGACCUCUGGCCUCAUGGUUGGCCACACAUCACCAUGCCAACAGGACCACAAAAUGCCACCUUCACCCCCAUCUCUGCAGUCACCUCUCCACGCCCCUCCUUUUCAUGCUGACUCCCAGAAAGACCACCAGGGCUCUGGCCUUGGAAUUUGACCUGAGAUGGGGAGCAGGUAGGGGAGGAGGGGGCGUGGGGCUUGGAGGGUGGGGAUGAGGGCUCAAGACACAUGAGAAGAUGUCCGUAGUCCCAGGUGGUUAACACAGUCUGGCAGCUAAAAGAUGACUGCAUUGAAGGCCACCUCCUUCUCUGGCUUGGAGGGGCAGACUCGUGGAUAGAUUCUCAAUGCCUUUUUGCAGUUCGGACCCACCAAAGACCUGUCCCCUUCCACCCUCAUCCCCACCCCAUGUCCCUCUGUGUCUGAUAGUGACACUGGUAAAGGUUCCUAGACCCCAGGAAUAGAGAAAAGCAACUGGACUGACUUUCUUACCAGCAGUUACCUGGACUAACACAAGCUGUGUGAACUAGCCUGAGUGUAUUUCAGUAUUGUCAGGAUGUGACACCUUAGCUACCUUGUAUUUUAUGUGUGUGGACCUCUCUAUACAAGCACAGAGAAAGAGAGGGAGGGGGUCUGCAGCGAGCACCAGCCCCUGGCAGAGUGAGCAGGGGGCUUGCAGAGGUGGGAGCAAAGAGCAGGAAGAGCAGAGUCUGCCCUAUGUCCCUGCCUUUGUGGACUUAACAUGGUCAUGCAGGAAGCAAGGCUGGAGGUCCAGAGGGGGCCAGGACCUUGGUCAAGUUCCUUCUCUCUGGGCCUCAGUUCCUCACCUGGCAAACCAAGGAGUUUGCCCACAGGACCAUAGGGGCCCUCCCAGCCCUGGCCUCAGAAUUUGUGAACACGAGAGCUUUUGGUCUGGUGGUAGAGCCAGAGCUGCUGCCUCUAGAGGGGAUUCCCUGGACCUCAGAGUGGGCCGAGCCCACAGAGCACCUAGCCCAGUGUCAGGCAGGUGCCUUGACGUCAGGCUGUGGCUGUAGCUGGUGUGAGCUGCUGUGCCCUAGGGCCUAUUAGGGAGAGGGACAGAACUUGUAUUUGCUGAGGCUGAGGAGGGGCUCGUGAUAGGGCCUCAGUGCCUCACAGCCCCCUGGGAGUGUGUACAUCCUGAGGUUUACUCAAGCAAAUAUAUCGACUAGCCGGGCAAGGGGAUCUCUCCUUAAUUUCUGUUCCCUUCCAUCUCUGUUCCACACUUGCCUGAAAAGGGAGACAACAAAAUUUUAUUGUGCAAGCUGGAUCUCAACCCAUUUCAGUCCAGCACCUCCAGGGCUGUGCUGUGCAACCAUUUCCCACUUCACAAGCCUGGCACUGUACUUCUGAGUCUCACGAACAUUCAACCCAGUGGACCCCCUCUCCAGCUCAGAGCCAAGUCCACUGGGGGCAGACACACUCCCCUGACCUGUCCUGGGGUCCUAGCUCUAGGUGCCCCUGGGCAUCUGCAUCCUGCCAGAGCUUGCUGGGCAGUUUGCACCUCAUCUGGGCAGCUGCAGAGUUGGUGAUAUGCUAGAACAGUGCGUGGCAAGCACAUGCCUUCCCGUGUCUUCUUCCAGAACCUUUGGGGCUGAUGCAAGACCCUUUAGCAUUUGGGGUGACCACUGUCCUGCAGACCUCUUCCCCCAUCCCUGGCACACGCACACAGAAGAUCUGUCAGGGGGGUUUCUUAAGCUUCCUCCACCUCAAUAUCACACUCAUCCUUUUGAGUUUAGCCAUUGUUAUUUAACCAACUUCUCCAACUGCAGGAAAGCAUCAGAGCCCUGUUUUGUUUUGUUUGUUUGUUUUGGUCAAGUUUAACUGAAGUCAGCCUAACCAUCCUUUGCUGACAACUUCUCUGCUCUGUGCUAAGCACUGGAGACAGGGACGGGUCGGUCCCAGCCCCUGCCCUCAGGCAGCUUGUGGUCCGGGGAAAGUUACGGGGGAAGUACUAGGGGCCGCUGCCGUCGGGGCCCCGUGCCUGCUGCCGGUCCAUCCAGUGCCUUGAUGUGAAUGGAAACAGGGCCCUGUUCAGGUGGGCUCAGACCCACACUAGAGUGGGCAGCUUUGUAGGGGCACGUAGGUUGGAUGUGAGCACCUCUUGGCCCUUGGGCAGAUGCCUUCCCACACAGCCAUGUGCUGCAGCCCUGAGGGACUCACAGGCCCCAGUGUUUCCUUCCACCUCUUCCUGGAGAGGACCGCCUGGAUCAUCUUUCCAGGCUUCUGGGGGGUUCCAGACACCAUCCCCCCAUCUCCACCCCAGCCCCCCAAAACAUGACGAGGGCUUCCCUGGGGGGCUCCUCUCCCAUCUGGAGUCAGCCUGUCCAGGUGAGACUUUGGAGUGAAACUAGGGGUGGGGGAGCCUCACUAGGUCCCGGGCAGCAGCCCACCGUGUUGGCUGUUUCUGUGCCAAGCAUUUGGGGCCGGUGCCGGCCAAGCCGCCCUGCACUGGGACUUCCAGCCCGCCACGUGGGUGGCAUGGGCAGGGGGGAAGAGCAUGCCCUGGGUGAAAGCCUGCCGCACAGAGGGCCAGCUGGGCUUCCUCAGCACUCCAGCCAAGAGAGGAGUUCAGUUCCCGUGAACAUGAGUUGUUUGGCCGGACCCCGCAGGCCACCUCAGCCUCACAGCCCAGCCAGGCUAGCGUGGGCUCACCUGGGGUGUUGGUUCAGCUGGGCAAGAUCCUGACAAGCUGGUUCCCACAUGGUAGAGUGAAAGGAACACUGUCCUGGAAGUCCCCAAUGCCACCUCUCAGUCCUAGCUGUCACCAACCAGCUGCUGGGUGGCCUUGAGCAAGUUACUCAACCUCUUGGGCUGUUUCCCUAACUGUAAAAUGGGACAGUAAUCCCUCCCCUGUCUGACUCAAGGAAUUGCUCUGAGGCCCUGAAGAGAUGAAAGUCAGUGGCCCGUGCUCUGUAAGUUGCAAAUGGCUGCACAGGGGUGGCCCUGCAAGUGCAGGGACAUGGCCCAAGGUCACGCAGGAAGUUUGCUGUGCUCAGCCUUCCUCCCACCAGUCUUCAUCUCUUGCCUCCCUUUUCAUUUAGGUAGAUGUCAACCAGAUUGAGAUGCAGCCAAUUUGGCUUUCGUGACCCAGCUGAGAGGGAAAUUUAGACCCUAUUUAGGAAUACCAAGCCCAAGAAUUGUGGUCCCAGGGACCAGGACACAGAGAGAAGGCAUGGAUAGUGUCAGUGACUGGGGGAGGGGAGCACUUUGGACCUGCCCAGACCUGGUGUCAUCUGCAUCUCCCAUCUCAGACCCCACGGAGCCCCACAGCCUUGGCUUUGACCCCAAGUUGAAGAGAACCACCAGCCCCCAGGCCCAGGAGCUGAACCAUUCCAUUGCAGAAAUCCGAGGGUGAGGGGAGAGGGAAAUUGCCUGCUCCUUCCCCUCAAAGUAUAAGGCCCCAUCCAGGACCAGCUGGAGCCACCAUAGCCACCUGCUAUCGGGAGGGCUUCAGGCCCAGGGCAAACCCAGCCUCUUGCCCUGAGACUGAGCCCCAGCUCAUCCCUUCCCCAGUGGUUUCAGCAGCCCAGAGAGACAGCUUCUCUCCUGCCAGUGGCUGGGGACUGGGCACUCUCCACCCAUCCAGGAGGAAGGGGCGAGGCCCCAAUCUUAAACUUUUAUAGGGUCUCAUGGACAUAGGCCUAUGCCUGUUCUGAUAUUUUUCUUUUUAAACUCAAUAAGGACCAAAACAGACUCCUCCGACCCUCAUCCAUAUGGCCUCGCUGCGGGGCAGGAGCCCACCUCUGCCAAUUCCCCACAGGGGCAAAGAGUGGCUUCAAAGGGAGGUCCUGAUGAAGGGGGAACAAUCUCCCCCCAUCACUCUCUCCCAACUUGUCACUCCAAAAGGGAAGUCAAAGCACAGGUCCCUGGGACCCACGAUCUGUAGCUACUCUGACACAGUGGUUUUCUAACCAGAGGCUGUGGAACCCCUGGUAUUCCACAGAGCUUAGUCAGGGGCUGCUAAGGUGGGAAGACAGGGGUGGAGGCAAAGGCUGGGGCUCCAGCACCUCCCCCCCCAGUCUCACUUCCACCAGAACAACUCUGCUUGUAUCUGUCUUGCCUAUUAAGGUUUCACUUGCAAACUUUCUUUAGAAGAAAAACUUCAAACCACUGUUCUGAGGUUUGAUCUUAGACCAGCAAGCAUGGGUUCUAUUCCUGCUUUUCACGUUGGAAUGGCUCCAGCAUUCCAAUGCAAAGGGUUUUUGUACUGGAACUCGGGUCACAGACCCAGGCCCAAGCAUCUGCUUACAUGUACACAUACACACGGACACAUUUGAUGGUUUUUCUAGCCAACCCACCCCGAAGCUCUGGCCUGGGUUUGAUCUGGGCAGGGGCCUGGUGCUCAGUGAGGACAGGUCUUGAUCCUAAUAUUGGCCCACUCAGCACAGGGAACCAUGGAGCCAGGAAGCAGGCCCAGCCCCAACCCAGGAUGUGUUUCUGCUCUGCUACGUGGCGCCCCACUUCCCUGGCCUAUGCCCGAGGGACACAGGAGGAGCAGAGUGAUGGGGGAAGAAGCGUCUUUAUACACAGCCGGAUGGGUGGGAACCCAGGUUCACCUAAAAGACAGGUUUAGGCAGGACAAUGUGGCACAAGCCCCUCCGCUGAGGGCAGGAUUGCUCCGGAGACCUUUUAAGCAACGAGUUUCCCUCAAGCAAUGUAAUGGGACUUUAUCCUCACAUUUGUGGGCAACACGUAUGUGGACAACAGGAGGCUCUUGUGGCCCCCACUGCCUGAACCCUGUCCUCUGUCCGGGCCCCUCACUGGGGAUCACUAGUAGGUGGGCACUUUGGGUGAGACCCAGACCAGCCCUUGGCACAAAACCCUGCCUGGGUGCCCCUACUUGGCCGUUCUAGGUGAAAAUGUGCCGCGCAGGGCAUAGCAGCCACAUGACACAGGGGAAAUAAUGCUGACUGAUACUUUUGGUCCAAAUGUGCCCUUGGGACCCCAUUGGCCUCAGUUUCCCCGUGUUUAGAGUAGGGCUGUGCCAGGCUCUUCCCACCUCACAGACACUAUUGCAAGGGGAGAGGUGGGUCUGAGAGGUGGUCAUAUGAGGUGGUGGCAUCUGAGAGGGGGAUGAGGUUUUGGCCUGCACUGCAGCUAAGCAGAGGACUCGGGACCAAGUGUAGGAUGUGCCAUCUUCCCCUUCCCGGGCACCCCUGCCCAGUGUGAAGGUGUAGCCACACGCUGUGGGGUCUGCCUAUUCCUAGGGGAUGGGAGCCCACGUGUGUCCUGGGCACGAGGAGUGAGGGAUGACUGGGAUGGGUCUCCAGGUCUGUGGCCCUUUUGUUAAGUGAUUAUUUUGUGACACUCAUUCCUGGACCACCUGCCAGGUUGAUCUGUUGUACCUGUGGCAUUCCUUAUUAUGUCAGAUAAGUUAUUAUAGUUUAUUCAACUCUAACAGGACAAAUGAACAAAAAAAAAACAUAAAUAGGAGAUUAUUAAAGGUCUUUUGUGCCAGAGGA